AGCCACCCACCUACCCAACUCCCUCCUUAAGACCCCCCCUUUCCCAUACCCUUUUCUCUCAAACCUCACUUCUCUCCCUUCCCUCUAUUUUCCUCUGUUUUUCCCUUCUCAUGGGUUUUGAUGAUGUAUGUAACACAGGCCUGGUUUUGGGGUUGGGUUUAUCAUCAACCCCCAACAACCAUCUGCCAACGUCUAAGAAACCCUGUCUGAAAUUCGAACAGCACACCUUGGCCGCUGGGAAUUUCGAACCGUCGCUGACGUUAGGUCUGUCCGGUGGUGACAGUAAUUAUCAUCAUCAGGUCGCUGGCAAAAAGAUUGUGUCUGAUCAUGAGACUACGGUGGUUGUGGAUUUGUACCGUCAGGCUUCCCCUCACAGCGCUGUUUCUUCUUUUUCCAGCGGGAGGAUUGUAAAAAGGGAGCGAGACCUCAGCAGCGAGGAGGCAGAGGUCGAGAAAGUUUCACUUUCUUCAAGGGUGAGCGAUGAAGACGAAGAUGGUGUUAACGCCAGGAAGAAACUUCGCCUCACCAAAGAGCAGUCUGCUUUGUUAGAAGAAAGCUUCAAACAACACAGUACUCUCAAUCCCAAGCAAAAACAAGCUUUGGCAAGGCAAUUGAAUCUAAGGCCAAGGCAAGUUGAAGUAUGGUUUCAAAACAGGAGAGCCAGGACUAAGCUGAAGCAAACAGAGGUGGACUGUGAGUUCUUGAAGAAGUGCUGUGAGACACUGACGAGCGAAAACAGGAGGCUGCAGAAGGAACUACAAGAACUCAAGGCGCUGAAGCUGGCUCAACCUUUUUACAUGCACAUGCCGGCGGCGACGCUCACCAUGUGUCCCUCUUGUGAAAGAAUUGGUGGGGUCGCCGGCGACGGCAACACCAAGAGCCCGUUUUCAAUGGCUCCCAAAUCUCAUUUCUAUAAUCCCUUCAGCAAUCCUUCUGCAGCUUGUUGAUUUAAAGUCUUGCAAUAGGAUUAAUAUUGGCUAAAAGAGAAAAAGAAAAUAGACAGUUUCCCAACCCCUGUAAUUUUUUGGUUAAGGGAUGUACUGAAUUAAUUAGUGUAAUUGUUUAAUUUGUAGAAAAGGUGAAAGGAUAGUAAUUACUGAUAAUUGUCAUCUUUUU
Molecule: messenger RNA, 1116 nt
Organism: Rubroshorea leprosula
Lineage: Eukaryota; Viridiplantae; Streptophyta; Magnoliopsida; Malvales; Dipterocarpaceae
Source: the annotation of a GenBank genome assembly